AGCUGUGGCCGCGGUGGGGUUCUGUCCGCGCGGAGCGGGAAGCGCAGUCCGCCGUCGGACGGCGCGGACUUCCGUCGGUGCCGGCCCGCCCGCCCGCCGGUCCCGUCCCCCCACCCCCACCGCCGCGGUCAGCGCCGUCGGCAGUGCGCGCGCCCCGGCCGCCGGGUCGGUAUUCGGUGCCAGAGACCGACAGUGACGCGCCGGGGGUCGGGUGAGCGGUGUCGGCCGGACGGAGGACACUGAUAGUGCGCGGACGGACGCCGGGCCUGUGCGCAGCUUCCUCCGGGACUCCUGCCAAGGCGGCGCCGGGGCGCCAUGCUGCCGCGGCUGCUGGCCCGCCUGCUGAGGACCGCGCUCGUCUUCCUGCUGGUGCUGGCCUUCCUGUUGCUGCAGCUGCACUCGCCGGCGCCGUCGGCGGCCCCGGCCGGCGCCGAGCCCUCCGAGGGCAGCUCGCCGUCGGAGCCGUCAUCGUCGCCGGUCAGCACGGCGCCGCCGCCGCCCACCACGCCGCUGUCGCCCUGGCUGGCCGGCACCGUGGAGCGGCUCAACGACGAGCAGGUGGUGCGCGCGCCCGGCGGCGGCGAGCCGGCGCCCCUGCAGCCCUCCGACGUGGUGAUCGUGAUCCAGGUGCACACGCGCCUCGACUACCUCCGCCAGCUGAUCGGCAGCCUGCGAGCGGCGCGCGGCAUCGAGACCGUCCUGCUCGUCUUCAGCCAUGACGUGUUCGACGAGGCGGUGAACGCCGAGGUGCGCCGCGUGGACUUUUGCCGGUUCAUACAGGUGUUCUACCCGUUCUCGCUGCAGCUGCAUCCGCACACGUUCCCGGGCCAAUCAGCGCAGGACUGUGCCAGGGACAUGACGAGAGACAGGGCUGUGAAGGCUGGCUGUGUGAACGCCCUCUAUCCGGACAAGUACGGCCACUACCGAGAGGCACGGUUCACACAGACCAAACAUCACUGGUGGUGGAAGGCCAACAGGGUGUUUGACCAGCUCGAGUUCACCAAGAACCACUCGGGCCUGUUCCUGUUUCUGGAGGAGGACCACUACGUGGCGCCCGACUUUCUGCACGUGCUGCAGCUGAUGUCGGAGGCGCGGCCGCAGCACUGUCUGCACUGCAACAUCCUGUCGCUGGGCACCUACCUCAAGGUGUACAACUACCGCGCCGACACGGCCAGGGUUGAACUGACCCAGUGGUACGGCUCCAAGCACAACAUGGGCAUGGCGUUUAACCGUACCACAUGGCGCAUGCUGCGCUCGUGUACGUCGCUAUUCUGCUCGUUCGACGACUACAACUGGGACUGGAGCGUGCAGUACAUCUCGCAGACGGGCUGCACCGGCCAGAAGCUGCACGCCAUGCUCAUCAAGGCGCCGCGGGUCUUCCACAUCGGAGAGUGCGGCGUGCACCACCGGGGCAAGAACUGCGACAAGUUCUCGCUGCUGAAGCGCGUGUCGGCCACACUGCUGUCGGCCAGUCGCUACCUCUUCCCGCCGCGCAUCACCGCCUACCUCGCCAUCACGCGCCGGCUGAAGCUGAUCAAGGGCAACGGCGGCUGGGGCGACCCGCGCGACCACUACAUGUGCACCACGCUACGGCUGCCCAACAGCACCUGGACGUGGCCGCAGCCGCGGCCGGAGCCGGCCAAAGCGGCGGCGCCGGCGGCGGCGCGGAGGGCCUGGAGACGCCGCGGCGUGCCCGGCUCCUGAUACGGCCCCAGCCGACGGCCGAUGGCCUGCCGCGGCGGCUGGAGGGGCUGCUCCGUGCACGCUGGGGGCGCUGAUCGCUGAGACAGCACCGAUCGCUGAGACGGGCCUCCGGAGGGGCUGUAGGGGCUGCUCCGUGCACGGCGGCCGCGCCGAGCGCUGACACGGGCCUCCAAGGGGGAUGGAGGACUGCUCCGUGCACGGCGGAAGCCCCGACCGCUGGGACGGGCCGCGGUGGAUUGAGAGGCUGCUCCGUGGACGGACCACGUCUGGAGGGUCUGCUCUGUGCACGCUGGGGAUGCUGAACGCUCAGACAGGCCGCGGCGAACUGCGAAGUGAACAGGUCUAGUCGUGAGCGGCGGAUGGUGGGCGAGUGGGAGUGACGGUGCGCGAACGCGGCUGUGUGAACGUUAGCGCAGAUGUGUCCAAGUUUGUGAUGUAAGCCAUGCUUGCUGUACAGUUGAGCAUUGUUGUGCGUGUUUUGUGAGUGUUGCGCUGAGCGCUCCAAUAUCUGAAUACCAAAUACUGCACUGUGCUGCAAAUAAUCGGUGGAAUGCACUCAUGAGUGUAGCGCAUGAGUAACUAACCAUGGAAGGCCGCGUGUGGCUUUGCUCGAUGCCUUCAUUCCAUGUCCCGAGCCAGUCUAGCUCAGAGCCAAAGAGCGUCCCCUGGUCGAGAAGAUGGGUUCCGCCACUCACCGUGCUAUGGAACAGGUUUUCAUGAGAGCGCGUCCGUGGACUGUGGAGUGACGAAAGGCCUGUCCUGGGUCACCGUUUUUAUUAUCAGUCUGUAGACUGAAUGUCUGUAUGCAUCCUCGGCGUAUCCGUGCAACGUGAAGCUCCUUUGCCGCCUGCUGUCUCCGUGCACCACGCAUCGCAGGCUUCUCGAAGACAGGAUCUUGUGCGCGAGAUCCUCAGGCCUCUUAUGGACAGGGCGUUUUGGAUGGGAUAUUUAGGUGAGUGUGUAUCACUUUCACAACUGCUGGGCAGUGUACUUCUGUUCGUUUUUAGCAUGUCUUGAGUUUGCCACUUUUUAUCCUUUACUUGGGAGCACCCACCACAUUGAUGUGUAACGACGGACGACACUGUUUUCUUAGUGAGACGGUGUCUAGCUAACAUUCGAGCGAUACAAUGCUGUUUUCACCAUGUCAUGCAUUCAUUUACGUAGAUAUGCAGUUCCUAAAUAUGCUCUCAUACCAAGGCAAUGAUGAUGUAAUGUAAUAACUACUGAUGCCGUGCUAUGUACCCUGGGUCGCGCCUGCUGCCUUUGGUUAGGGCUCAUUGUUUAUUAUUCGCACCUUUAUGCCGGGUUCACGUCGUAUCAGCAGGGUUGGGUCAUGACACAAGUGCUUGCGAGUCGACCUGCAACAACGCGAUAAGGAGUCGCUAAUGUGACUCCAACUCCCGUUAGUGAUCCGAGCGGAGGACGGGCAGUGUGUGCGCUGGGGGAGCCAUCUAUGCACGGGGAGGGCGCUCGUCUCACUGGGGUUCUGUGAGCUGUGUUGCACGGUGUCGUCUGGUCCCGUCUCGUCGGUCAGGGUGCGCCCAGUACCAGCACGGAGAGACGGUGUCCCGUCGGGGGACCGUCAUCCUGCCGGAUCCGACACACGAUACAUGGUGGUCCGGUGCUGCGAACAGUUCUGAAAUGUGAUAUCUGAGCCAUGUCUGAAGAUGAUAAUGAGAGAUUGAAUACAUAACUGUAUGGUGAAAA
Messenger RNA from Amphibalanus amphitrite, 3411 nucleotides. Its product is annotated as alpha-1,6-mannosyl-glycoprotein 2-beta-N-acetylglucosaminyltransferase-like. Gene Ontology annotation, cellular component: Golgi membrane; Golgi stack. Gene Ontology annotation, molecular function: alpha-1,6-mannosylglycoprotein 2-beta-N-acetylglucosaminyltransferase activity. The transcript is spliced from 6 exons. Lineage: Eukaryota; Metazoa; Arthropoda; Thecostraca; Balanomorpha; Balanidae. The record is from RefSeq and is a predicted model, not a curated record. Gene Ontology annotation, biological process: oligosaccharide biosynthetic process; protein N-linked glycosylation. Bases 316 to 1704 code for a protein of 462 amino acids.